Oryctolagus cuniculus (rabbit) is the source of this 4738-nucleotide messenger RNA. It is a transcript of the gene TOR1AIP1, whose product is annotated as torsin 1A interacting protein 1. The record is from RefSeq and is a predicted model, not a curated record. Gene Ontology annotation, cellular component: nuclear membrane. Gene Ontology annotation, molecular function: ATPase activator activity. Gene Ontology annotation, biological process: nuclear membrane organization. Lineage: Eukaryota; Metazoa; Chordata; Mammalia; Lagomorpha; Leporidae.
UCCCAGCAUCAAAUGGAUCGCAACUUCACUAAGAAGGCGUUCGGUUCUCACGGCACACAGGCAGCACCAACAGCCUCCCUAACGAAGCCAGGAGCAGGCGCACGUCUGCUACCAGCACGCUUCGCCGACGGAACCCACGCAGCGAGAACGCCAACAUGUCGCACCUGUCCAGCAGGUGUUUUGCGUUUAGCCCUGGGUAGCCAUCUUCAUUAGGGGUUUGAAACUAAAACUCGCCCUGAACAGAUGCCCUAGGCAAAAAGUAUCUGAUCCUCUCACCGUCGUGGGGGCACAGCCAGGUAGCUGUCAAUCAAAAAAAAAAAAGUGGGGGAGGGGGUUCCAGAAAAAGUGCGCAGCAGGCGGGGCGCGAGGACCCUUCGCACUGGCGCUUGCAAGUCGGCCCGGCCCGGCCGCGGCUCCUUCGCCCCGCCGCUCCCUCCCUCGCGGCCCAGGACAGCGACGUCUUCCUCCCCCUUCUCCUCCUCUUUGGUGCCUGCAGCCAAGAGGCGGGAGUGACCCUCCGAGCAGCUGACCCAGCCAGGCACUGCCUCUAGCACAGCCCGCAGGACACACCAUGGGCCCAGGGGCAGCUUCGCGGCACAGCAGCGACGACGCAGGCGGCGGCCCCGGCGACUCUCAGCUGCCUCCCUGACCACCGCGACCACCGCUCGACACCCCCCCACCCCCAAGAGGCGCCAUCGCCACCGCCGGCGGGAGACUCUCGGGACCGCAGAGCCAUCUUCGCAAUCCACUCGAGCUACGUCAACAACCAUGGCGGGCGAGGGGCGGCGGGCGGAGCUGGCGCGGGAGGGGUGGGGGCUGUACGUCACGCCCAGGGCCCCUCUUCGGGAGGGACGGCCUCGGCUCGCCCCGCAAAAUGGCGGCGGCGGUGACGCGCCUGCGCACGGAACGCUUCCGUCGCGCCAGGGCCGACGGGAAGUGAGGUUUUCCGAAGAGCCGCCAGAAGUGUACGGCGACUUCGAGCCCCGGGUGGCCAAAGAAAGGUCUCCGGCGGGAAGGCGAGUCCCGUCAGAAGAGUUCCGGCCCGGUUCUGGGAAAGAGGAAUUGAGAGAAAGCGCCUACUACCUCCGGUCUCGGCAGCGGAGGCCGCCGCGACCCCGGGACGCCGGGGAGAUGAAGACGCGAAGGGCGACCCGCCAGCUGCAGCAGCAGCAGCAUUCCCCGCAGCCCCCGGCCCAGGCGUCUCCGAUUACGACGCGGAGAGGGCUGCGAGACUCUCAGUCCUCUGAAGAAGAUGAACCAUCUUCCCAAACUGUUUUAAGUCAAACAGACUCAAAGAAAACUGUCAGGAGAACACAAGAGAUUCCAGUGUUGAGUGAAGAUCCUGUAAUCAGCCUCUGUAGACCCCCUCUGAGAAGCCCACGAUCUGAUUCAGCAAACAAAACAAAUGGAAAUACUAAAAUGAGUGAAUUAGAAGCCACCAUUAUCCAACCAAAGGUCAAUUUCUCUGAAGAAGGAGAAACUGAAGAUGACGAUCAGGAGAGCUCUUUCAGCGAUGUCACCACUGUCAAGGUCGGAUCCAGGGAUUCUGUUGACUCAGGAGAUCACACCACCAGAUCAUCUGGUCAUCAUCCAGAAUCAUUUUGGCAGUCACCACAAAGUGGAGAUGUCAGAGCCCGUGACAAGCAGCCUGCAGUGCUGAGCUCGGGAUAUCAAAAAAACCCUCAGGAAUGGGGCGAACAAACCUUAAGAAUGAGGGUUGGGAUGCAAACAUCUUCACCAGGCAACAGUGCGGAAUAUGGCCGUGUUUCAGACGAUAACAGGAUUCAGAAGUCAGAGCUUGGAUUCAGAAACCAAUCCCCGGUAGCCUCCAGCCAACAAGCGAGCGGACCGGCGCGGGAAGGGAGGAAGUGGUGCUGCGGCCUGCUGGCCCUGCUGGCGGCUCUGGCCUGCGCGGCGCUGUGGCUCUGGCCCGCGCCGGCUCCCGCGCCCGAGGCCGCCGCGGUGCGGCAGUUCCAGGCGCAGAUGCAGCAGCUGAAGCGCAGCUACCGGGGCCAGGACGAGGCGCUCUGGAGGAGGAGCCAGACGCUGCUGGAGCGGCACCUCAACGCCUCGCGGCCGCGGCCGCAGCCCGCCAUCCUGCUGCUGGCCGCCGCCCGCGACGCCGAGCCGGCCCUGCGCUGCCUGGGCGAGCGCAUCGCCGACGCCUACUCGGCCUUCCGCAGCGUCCGCGCCAUCCGCAUCGACGGCGCCGGCCAGGCCGCCCGCGACAGCGACGCCGUCAAGCAGGAGGUGGACCGGGAGCUGAGCGAGGGCUUCAGGAACGGCCGGAACGCGGCCGUGGUGCACCGCUUCGAGUCGCUGCCCGCGGGCGCCACCCUCAUCUUCUACAAGUACUGUGACCACGAGAACGCGGCCUUCAAGGACGUGGCGCUAGUCCUCACCGUCCUGCUGGAGGAGGAGACGCUGGGCACCAGCCCCGGCUUGAAGGAGGUCGAGGAGAAAGUGCGGGAUUUCCUCAGAGCCAAGUUCACCAGCUCGGACACACCCAGCGCCUACAAUGAUAUGGACGCAGACAAGCUGAACGGACUCUGGAGCCGCAUCUCGCACCUGGUCCUGCCCGUGCAGCCCGAGACCGCCCUCCGAGGGGGCGCCUGCCUGUGAGGGUCGAGAGGAGGAAGGCGCGCCUGAGCCUGAGAGCUGGCGGGCCUGCUGACCAGACGCCAAGUGCAAAGCUCUGUGUGAAACCGCUGGUUUCCUUUGAGGAGGUGAAGUCCUCUGUAAACAUGGGACAUCUAAGUCAUGUGUCCAGCCAGCUCACGAUCGGUUAUUUGAGAGGCACUCCCUGCUGACACCGAGAGCGGGGUCAGGGGAUGCAGGUCUGGCCACACGCGGCCCACCGAGCGCUCCUGCCGAGCUGCCGGGGGUGGCCCGUGGGAGGGAUGAGGCUUCCUUCUGGGGAAUCAGCCUAUUCCUUUAACUUGGAUUGCUCACGGAGUUUUGUUGAAUUAUUAUUAGUAAGGCAGCUCCCUAAAUGUAACCGAGGGUUUUCCCAUUAUGUUUCCUUUUAGGGUCAUUCAGACAUGAGUUCCUCAGUCAGCUUCUGCUUAUAGGAACAAGUGUAAUGAAAGGUCAUGUGUGUGUGUGCGUGUGUGUGUGUGUGGAUUCUAUUUUCCGCUUUGUUUUUGAAGGGUAGAGAGGCGGCGGCAAAGGGAGAGAGAAGUGGUGACCUGGGGAAGGGUGGGGGUGGAUUUGCAGGAAGACAUGUUACAGUAAGCCCCUGAGGUAGGAUGGUCAGCACAGGUGUCUGAACUCCUCCCUCAGCCAGUUCUGCUGGGGCUUGUUUGUUACACAGCCUUUUCUCUCUCCCCUCUCCUCCCCACCCCUUCAAGAAUGUCCUAGACCUUUCGAGGUUUCUCAAAGCCUGUGUAUCACAAGGCUUAAUAUAUUUGCUUAUUUGGCUCUGAAAAGUGGGUAAAUCCCGAGCAGUUUACUUUGUACUUACCCUGAAGCUAUUGCUUUGCAUUAAGAAAUGUAGUUUCAGGAAUUUAAACUUUCUUCACCAGCUAUUCCUGGGCUGCUGAAGACGGAUGUUAAUUUCCUGCGCAGCCUCCUUUAAUCACACUCCGUAGCAAACAUAAAGAUGUACUAUGCACGUGACAAAUUCUGUUGAGUGCCUCAAGCCACAAACAUAGUGACCUUACCACAGAAAAAGAAUGGUAAAACUAUUUCUGUACUGUUACAGUAUUUUAGUUGUAACUUGGCUUCCAUAAGUGAGCUUUCUCAUCUGUCAACUGCUUUGGUUUUCUUAAAAUCUUUUCAGUCUCAGUCUGCCUCAUUUUGUCAUUAGCCAUAGACCCUCAAAUGAAAAUAUUCUUUUUAAAGUAUUAGAGCUUCCUCAUUUACCCUCUGAGGGUCUCACAACUGGUAAUAGAUAAUGGGCUAAGUUUUGCCACUGAGAAUUACCAGUUUUUGUAAAUUGAUAUCCCUGAUUGUAGUUUGUUCCUAUCAGAAGUCAGAUCAUCUGAUUUGUUUUAUAGAGGAUUAUAAAACAGGAGUUUUUGAAAAGGCUUAUUUUAUAUAUAUAUAUAUUAUACAGAGAAACAAAUGUUUUUAUUAAAUGUCUCACUAACCCAAAUAAUUUUAAAAUAAUAUGUUACUUCUAUCUUUCAGGAAAAAUAAUUGCAGUAGCUGAUCUGUAAAUGACUUUAAAAGCUAUUUUAGUAAUUUAAAUAAAUUUACUUUUCUUGGUUUGUACUCUGUGUAUUAUAAACAAUGUUUAAACUUUUUUCUUUGUUUAAUCCAAAUGUUUUCUUUACACCUGAACAAUUUUAAUGGCUUUGACUAAAAGCCAGAGAAUUGGAGCCAUUCUCAAGUACAUUGGUUAGAACUGGAAGAGCCAGGCCGGCACUGUGGUACAGUGGGUUAAAGCCCUGGCCUGAAGUGUCAGCAUCCUAUAUGGGUGCUGGUUCUAGUCCCAGCUGCUCCUCUUCCGAUCCAGCUCUCUGCUGUGGCCUGGGAAAGCAGCAGAAGAUGGCCCAAGUCCUUGGGCCCCUGCCCCUAUGUGGGAGACCCAGAAGAAGCUCCUGGCUCCUGGCUUGGAUCGGCACAGCUCCAGCCAUUGUGGCCACCUGGGGGGUGAACCAGCGGAUGGAAGACCUCUGUCUCUACCUCUUUCUGUAACUCAGUCUUUGAAAUAAAUAAAAUAAAUCUUUAAAAAAAAAAUGGAGAAGCCAAGAUUUUUGCCAGGACUUUAAAUUAAAGAUGGAGUUAACUUCGG